Penaeus vannamei (Pacific white shrimp) is the source of this 948-nucleotide messenger RNA. RefSeq lists its product as uncharacterized. The record is from RefSeq and is a predicted model, not a curated record. Lineage: Eukaryota; Metazoa; Arthropoda; Malacostraca; Decapoda; Penaeidae.
GUGUGGAAAGGACUAGCAGUUGCCUUGAACACUUCAGUCGUCAGCAUGGUCUGGGAACCUGCAACAUGCUGUGGAAUCAACAGGAGGACAGCCGGGUACAUCAUAGCCUCCAUUUCAGCCACUUACAGUGUUGUCAUCUUGGCUCUCUUCAUUUACGCUUGGUUUCUUGUUUUGACCCGCGGGUACAUCAAUAAACACAUGACGGUUCUAAUAGUAGAAGCAGUAGCUUUAAUGGUGUUGGAGGCUAUACACCUUAUCUUCUGCUUUCUCCUUAUCCAUGGUAUUAGAAAGAAUAUUCCACGUCUGAUGGUUCCCUUCAUAGUAACGAUGUUGAUUGGUAUCAUCUUGUGGACACUUUCCGCUGCAUCUGCGGUUCUAGAACUCAUGGUAAUGGACGGCGGCAAGGCUGUGUUAGCUGCUCUCGUCAAUGCAGGAAUUAUUUUCAUCAUGACUUACUUUAACCUCGUGGUUCGAGCCUACUACAUGGAGGUUAAAGCACGCGUGGAGAAUGACUUCAGAACACCAGAGGCUUAAACGAGAACAGGGGCUUCAGAACACGCAAUCCAGGACGACUUGGACGACCAUCACUUGCAAAAAACAUGAUUUUUUUUAUGGUUAAUCUCACGUGUAAUUUAUAAUUCUCAUAUUUUAAACUCUCAUGUUUUUUUUUUUUUUUUUUUUUUUUUUUUUUUUUUUUUGAUGUUGUGCAUGUAAGUCUUAAGUAAGCGAACUUUUCUUAUUCACAUUUCUCCCGCUUUUCAAAUGGUUUAGAAAAUAUUCUAUAACCAUUACAUACCUUUUAGUACUUUAUAAGAUAUGUAUUACAGUAAGUGACCGGCAGUAACAGUCACUGAUUGCGGAAAAGGGGCCCAAAAUAAUAUUUUAUCUCGGUGUUAUCUUCAGUGUCAUAUGAACUUGAAAUAAAAAAUAAACAUUUAGAAAACCCAU